AUAGAGGUCAAAGCUCCCGAUGGAGAAAUCUACACCUUCCCCGUGUACACCUGGAUUGAUGACAAAAAGACACAUGUCUUCAGAGAGGGUCGAGCUUUGACAGUCGGGAUGGACAGCAGCCAAAUCGGCAAGGACAGUCGGGUGCAAGAACGUUAUGAACGAAAACAAGAAUAUGUCUGGAUGAAUUCUGAAAGGGGAUUACCUCUCCAUAUUGAGGCAAAAGACACAUCUCACUUGCCUUUGAAUGCCCAGUUCAUCGCAGGGAAGAAAGUAUUGAUGGGGAUUACUGCAGGAAAGAAAAUUAUUUGGUCAUAUGUGAGGAGCUGGUUUGAUUUUACUAAGUCAUGGACUAAUUUUGAUGAGAUCAGCACACUGAUGAACUACGAAGAGCAUGAAAUCCUGGACCAUGUCACAAAGAAAUGGAAGCAGGAUGCUUUUUUUGGCUACCAGUUUCUAAAUGGUCUCAAUCCCAUGUUGAUCCAAUGUUGCAAAAAGCUGCCUGACAACUUUCCUGUCUGUGACGAAAUACUCUCCGAGGAUUGGAAGGGCAGCUUGGCUCAGGAAAUGAAGAAAGGCAACAUAUUUCUGUGUGACUACAACCUUUUGGAUGCAAUAGAAACCAAAAAAAUCGGUGACAAAAAGGAUUACCUGGUGGCUCCACUUGUCCUGCUCCUUAAAACACCCGAUGAUGAGCUAAAGCCUAUUGCUAUUCAGCUGAAGCAGACGCCAGCAGCAGACAACCCGAUCUUCCUCCCUAAUGAUGGCGAUGACUGGUUACUCGCAAAAAUCUUUGUGAGAAGUGCAGAAUUUCAUUUGCAUCAGCUCAACUUUCAUCUGCUGCGCACUCACCUGCUGGCUGAGGUCUUCGCAGUGUCCCUGCUGCGCAACUUGCCGAUGGUGCAUCCUCUGUACAAGCUUCUUAUACCCCACACUCGCUACACUCUGCAUAUUAACGUCUUGGCUCGAAAUAAACUAAUAUCAACGGACGGUGUCUUCCCACAGAUUUCAGCUUCAGGUGAAAAUGGUAUGCUCCAAAUCCUGAGGAGAUCCCUGUCAUCACUGACAUACAAAUCCCUCUGUAUACAUGAUGACAUUAAAGAGCGUGGGAUGGAGAACAUUCCAAACUUUUACUACAGAGAUGAUGGAUGCAGACUGUGGGACAUUUUACAGAGCUAUGUUGAAGGAAUCCUGAACCUCUACUACAAGGACGACCAAGAGGUUAAAAACGAUACUGAACUGCAGAAGUGGAUAAGGGAGAUUUAUGCAAAUGGCUUCCUUCAACAACAAAGCUCAGGAAUCCCACAGAGAUUCAACACUGUGUCUGAGCUGGUCAAGUUCGUCACCAUGGUGAUCUUCACUGGCUCGGUCCAGCAUUCUGCUGUGAACUCUGGACAGUUUGACUUCGGUGGCUGGAUGCCGAACCUGCCAAGCACCAUGCGAUGUCCCCCACCGACCAAAAAGGGGAACGUAACUGAGGACACGAUAAUGGCCGCACUACCAGACAAAGUCACAACACGAAAAACCAUGGACACGUUGCUUUUGCUGACUCGGAAGUACAGUGACUUUCUCUGUUUUGGCAAAUACCCAGAAGAACAUUUCACUGAGAAAGAACCCCUUAAGCUGAUAGAGAAGUUCCAAGAAGACCUGACAAAGCUGAGUGAGGACAUCAAGGACAGAAACAAGAAACUGCCCAUACCAUACACCUACCUGGAUCCAGAAAAGGUGGAAAACAGUGUGGCCAUUUGAAAAUCAGAUGCUAAAACCUCCUUUUCUAUGAUGUUUUUUUUUUUUUUUUUUUUACCAAAUUCAGAUAUCAAUU
Messenger RNA from Fundulus heteroclitus (mummichog), 1819 nucleotides. Its product is annotated as polyunsaturated fatty acid lipoxygenase ALOX15B-like. Lineage: Eukaryota; Metazoa; Chordata; Actinopteri; Cyprinodontiformes; Fundulidae. Gene Ontology annotation, molecular function: oxidoreductase activity, acting on single donors with incorporation of molecular oxygen, incorporation of two atoms of oxygen; iron ion binding. The transcript is spliced from 13 exons. Bases 109 to 1746 code for a protein of 545 amino acids. The record is from RefSeq and is a predicted model, not a curated record. Gene Ontology annotation, biological process: linoleic acid metabolic process; lipid oxidation.